CACCUAGUUGCUGCUGCAGCGACGGAAUUUGACAGAUGGUCGUCAUGGCUGCUGAAGUACAGCAGGUGUUUGACAGCAGAAUAAACGCGAACGAUACGACCGAGACGCACGAGAUCCACACUGAAGAAUGCUGUCAAUCGUGCGAGAAAGAUGAAGAAACACAGAGGUCUUGGAUCCUGGAGAGGAAUUGGGGUUUUACUUUAGAGGAGCUCUUCGGAAUUGCGCUGAAAUUCUUUAAAGAGAUGAGUGGGAAGGCCUUUUACCCAACAUAUGAAGAAAACCUGCGUUUGGUUGCACUACAAAAACAAGUCACACUUGGACCUUUUGACCCAAAAGCUUGUCCAGAAAUUGGAUUCUUUGAUGUACUGGGAAAUGACAGAAGGAAAGAAUGGUUACAGCUGGGCAGUAUGGCCAAAGAGGAUGCCAUGGAGGAUUUUGUGAAGCUUCUGAACUCCUGUUGUAAUCUGUUUGCUCCCUAUGUCCAAUCGCACGAAAUAGAGAAGGAGGAGCAAGAGAAGAGACGAAAAGCAGAGGAAGAGCGUCUGCGGCUGGAGAGAGAGGAGCAGGAGCGGCGAAGGUUAGAAGAGGAAGCACGCCGCAGGGAGGAAGAAGAGAGGAGGAAACAGGAAGUGGAACAGAGGAGGAAAGAUGAUGUCAAUAGGUUACAGAUAGCGCACCAAAAACAACACAUCAUGGCUGUUCUAAAUGCACAAACGGCUGUGCAGUUUCAACAAUAUGCCAAACAGCAAUAUCCAGACAAUCCAGAGCAGCAGCAGAUACUAAUCCAACAGCUACAGGAACAACACUACCAACAAUACAUGCAGCAGGCCCUCCGCUUGCAGCAGAUGGCCUUGCAGAAACAGCAAGAAGAUACACGUGCACAGGAAGCUCAGCCUCCUGUGGCAUCAAAUGAUACGGUGUCCAAUCCCAGCAGCCAAUCAAAUUCAUCACACAUUCAGGAAGAUCAGGCCGACUCAAAAGCCUUCAAUUUGGUAGUAGAAGGCAAACCAGGGGAGGUACCUGUUGUGGCCCCGUCCAUGUGGACAAGACCUCAGAUAAAGGAGUUCAAAGAAAAAGUGUUGCACGAAAAAGACUGUGUGAUCACAGUGGGCCGAGGGGAGGUGUUGACCGUACGGGUGCCCACUCAUGAGGAUGGCUCGCACCUCUUUUGGGAGUUCGCCACUGAUCAUUAUGACAUCGGUUUUGGGCUGUACUUUGAGUGGAAGGAUUUGACCCCACCAGCAAGCAACAAAAAUGAAGAGGGAUCUGCUGUUGAAAUUAAAAAAGGGGCAGCACAGGUUGAAGGAGAGAAAGACAUGGAGGAGAGCAGACUUCCAUUGGUAAAUGAGGUGGUUCCUGUUUCCCGUCGAGACAGCCAUGAGGAAGUGUAUGCAGGCAGUCACCAAUAUCCUGGACAAGGAGUUUACCUUCUUAGAUUUGACAAUUCCUACUCGCUCUGGAGGCCGAAGGUAGUCUAUUAUAGAGUUUACUACACCAGAUAAUGAACAUCACUACAAAACGUCUCACAAGACCAGAUGGUGAAUUCACACAUACAAGAUGUUGAGCAUUUGAUUGCAACAGUAAAUUCAUUUUUGUGGUAAAAGUCUGCUCAGGAAAAGUAGCCGGACCACAGAUUUUAAAUAGGGAAUGGAUACAACAAUAUGCUAUAGUACAAGGUGUUUAAACCAAGGUAUCUGUCUUGUUUACUGAAAGAUAAAUCUUGAAAGUCAUGAUGUGCACUACAAACAUAUUUUUUUUAUUUGUGUAAAACUACCUUUUCAUUAUCUUUUAGUUUAAUAAGUUUAUUGUGUUUAAUCAAUGAAGGAAUGGUGUAGAAUAUCUCGUUAAUUGAUUUAGUUAAUUUUGGCACUUUUACGUUAUGCUUUCUCACCUCAUUUUUUACUGGUUUAAAGGAUUUCUUUGUUUUUGUUUGGGGUAUUGAAUGGAUCAAAAAAUAAAUUAUUUUUUUGUUAAGGUUUAAUCUAAUUCUGAAACAUGAUCAUUCUUUUCAUUUAUAUGAUAAUUGUUACGGGAAAUAUGAUAUUAAUUUUUGAAAGUUGCUUAACAGUUUGUUCUUUGUUUGCCUUAAUAAGAGGUCAUAUUAAAAUGUUUUGUGUUCUCUUAAGCAUACAUGUGCUCCAGUACAGUCAAAUACAAGAAAAAAUACUGUUGCUGUAUAACUUUUGCACACUACAGUAACAGAGAAUGUAUGGAAACAUACAGUGAACUAAACACUAACUAAGAAUCUUACAAUAGAUGACAAAAUGUCAUUUAAUUCUCCAAGAAUUAAAUCUUUGACUUGGUGUAACCACGUAACUUGAUGAGGGAUCACUGUCUGUUUAAUUGCCUUUGUAUUUUUGUAUGAAGAGUUUGAAUGUCCCAUCGAUAUAUAACAUGUUAUCACCUAUCAGCUCCAUCCAAGUUUUUUUUAAAUCAGUGUAUUUGAUAUAAAAUACUUUUAUACCAAACAUGCAAAUUGUAUAAUAAAAAACAUAUUGA
Messenger RNA from Triplophysa rosa, 2499 nucleotides. RefSeq lists its product as uncharacterized. Gene Ontology annotation, molecular function: fatty-acyl-CoA binding. NCBI's taxonomy places the organism in Eukaryota, Metazoa, Chordata, Actinopteri, Cypriniformes, Nemacheilidae. Gene Ontology annotation, cellular component: Golgi membrane. The coding region runs from base 36 to 1502 and encodes 488 amino acids. The record is from RefSeq and is a predicted model, not a curated record. The transcript has 8 exons.